Molecule: messenger RNA, 3078 nt
Organism: Chrysemys picta bellii (western painted turtle)
Lineage: Eukaryota; Metazoa; Chordata; Testudines; Emydidae
Gene: IP6K3
Product: inositol hexakisphosphate kinase 3
Biological process (GO): inositol phosphate biosynthetic process; phosphatidylinositol phosphate biosynthetic process
Cellular component (GO): nucleus; cytoplasm
Molecular function (GO): inositol hexakisphosphate kinase activity
Source: RefSeq, a predicted model, not a curated record
CCAAUAAAGUCAGGUGACUCCCCCUGGCUGGCAGCUCACUUCCCUGCCCUCCCCAAGUCCAUGUACUGAGGCUGGGCUUUCGAACCUAGGCUGCAUCGAAGGGAGCCAACCAGGCUGACCAGCACCCUGACAAACUGGGAUACUCAUACAAAAUCUCACUGCUGGGGUAAAUGCCCUACCAGCCAGGCAGGCGCUGAUGGUUGGCAGAGACGUUCUCUAUGGUGCGUUGAGAAGCCAGAAGACCUAUACGUGGUAAAGCAACAAAGAUCUAGGCUCCCCCUGGGGCUGACAAACCCAAGCCCAUCUUCUGGUUGCUUCCCUGCAACACACCCCGGUUCACUGCUACUAAAAAAAAGAGGGCACUUCCAUCAAGGAGUGUGUUUCGCCUCGGCCCAAGUACGAGUUGGACCACGGGUCUCCGGACAGCAUGGUGGUGCAGAAUAAGCUGGACACGGGGGACCCCAGGAAAGCAGUCCUUUUGGAACCAUUCAUCCAUCAGGUUGGGGGCCACAUGAGCAUGAUGAAAUAUGAUGAGCACACCGUCUGCAAACCCCUCAUCUCCCAGGAGCAGUGGUUCUACGAGUCGCUCCCCACAGCCAUUAAGCAGUUCACGCCUCAGUACAAAGGUAUCAUCUCAGUGUGCCUCAGAAAGGACAGCUUGGGCAACCUAGGCCUGAUAGCCAGCCCCAGCCUGCCGACCGACAACUGCAGUUCCUUGGAUAAGGAGCAUUCGGUGAUGCUAUGUCAGGAGAUCAAGUGGACGUCCACCACCAGCAGCGAGCGCUUGUUUGUCAAAUGGAGUCAGGCACCUUUCACAAAGACCAUCAAAGACAGCGGCCCAGGGAAGGCGCUCCUGAGGACGGAACUUCAGUACCAUACGGACGUCUCUUCGCUCAUGGAGGAUACAAAUGGGAACCAGCCAGAAAGAAAGAGCUAUAACCCCUGGGGACUGCACUGCCACCAACUGCACCUGAACCGCAUGUCCUCCAAACUUGAUGAGAACAAACUACAUCAGUUUCUGUUGCUUGAAAACGUGGUGUCAAAGUAUCAAUAUCCCUGCAUUCUGGAUUUAAAGAUGGGAACCAGGCAGCAUGGAGAUGAUGCAUCAGAAGAGAAGAAAGCACGCCACAUAAUGAAGUGUGAACAGAGCACUUCUGGAUCUCUUGGAGUUCGCAUCUGCGGAAUGCAGGUUUACCAAGCAGAUACUGGCCAAUUUCUCUGCAAAGACAAGUAUUAUGGAAGGAAACUAUCACCCGAUGGCUUCAGACAAGCCCUCUACCAGUUCCUUCACAAUGGUAACUGCCUCAGAACAGACCUCUUGGCACCCAUUGUGUCCCAGCUAAAGGCUCUGCUUUCAGUCAUCAAAAAACAGAGCUCCUAUCGAUUCUACUCCAGCUCCCUUCUCAUCAUCUAUGAUGGACAGGAACCCAAGGAGAAUAAAGAAACCUUAGACAACCAUCCUCAGGGGUGUUUUCAGAACAUAAACUGCACCAUGCCACAUGGGACUGGUCACCCCAAAGUUGAUGUCCGCAUGAUAGAUUUUGCUCACGCCACUUAUAAAGGUUCAAAGUAUAAUCACACCAUCUACGACGGGCCAGACCACGGCUAUAUUUUCGGUCUAGAAAAUCUUGUCAACAUUCUUGAGAAUACUAGAGAAGGAGAAUGACACAUGCUGUGACAUGGCAUGGACUUUGUGGUGAUAGAUAUCCCAGAAAGGGACUGCCUGUGCAUUGGGCCAACUGCAUGGAGCCCCUCACGACUUUUGAACAUCCUGUGUACUUUUUGGAAUGAAAGCAUUGGUGACUUGCUAGGAAAGCGCAGAAGAUGCUAUAUGCCAUUACCAAAGCGAACUGUAAAAGCAAAGGAUUGAAAAGAAUCCACCGUGCUUGUGAUCUCGCCAAAGAUUUAUUUUCCUUUCUUCUUUUACUGCUGUCCUUGAUUUGUUUGCGAGCGAGAGGAAAGCAUUACUUGAAAGAAUCUUAAAAUUAAUAUAGGGCCUGCUCACCUCCAUGUGCACCAGCAAAGCCAAGAAGGCUAAGCAAAGACCGUGCAGUUGAGAGACUAUUAAGAGGUGUUGGCAGGUCUGAACAAGUUGCAGCAUUACUUUCAACCCAAGCUCAACAUGAUGGGCCAAGGACAUUCAAUGACACAAACAGAAGAAAAUUGCACUUUCUGAUCUUCAUGCUCCAAACACCUGGCACUUUUAAGACUGUGAUAAUGUAUGAAGCCCUCAAUACAGUAUAUCUAUCUAUAUCUAUAUCUAUCUAUAUCCGGUAUAAGUGGUGCUAUAUAAGAGGUGCUAUGUUUAAGAAGUCCUUGUUGUAAGGAAUUUAUAGUCCCAAGGCAUGAGUGAGGAUGCUACAAAGCACAAACAGAAUCAUACAAGUACUUAAUAUCCCCUGGAAGAAUAAGGGGGGCAGACUAAGGAGUUUUCUGAAGGAGUGGAGGGAGAGGAAACAGAUAUAUCAGAGAGUGCUGAGUCUGUCCGAUACUGAUGUCGAGAGUGAGUCAGAUACUGGUCAUGAAAGGAUUCUCAUCAGGACCUGGUAGCGUGGAAGAGAAUUUGUGACAUAAGGCUUGCCAGUGCAUGAAAGUUAUUCCAGAAUACGGUACGGUGUGAAUAAAAAGCGGAACAGCUGUUCCGAAAUAACUCCGUGUGUGGGUGCUUGUAUUCUGGAAUAAGAGUACCUUUUUCUGGCUUAGCUUAAUCCACUUCCAAAGUGCAUUACUCCAGAAUAACAGUGUCCACACGUGUAGUUAUUCCAAAAUAGUUAUUCCGGAAUAACUCCAUGUUUGGACAAGCCCUGAGUCAGGAACUGGACGUUUAGACUCAUCUUUUUUGUGUGUGUGUGUGUGUGUGUGUGUACAUGUGUGUGUGUUUGGAGGACACAAAAUUGGGAAAAUUUAACAAAAUGUUUACAAUAUUUGUGGGCAGAUAAGAAUACGGAACAACCUAUAUAACCAAUUCCUUCCUGUGCAAUGUGGGAAACCUGUAGAAUGUCCUUAAGUCAAGAAUAGCGAUACAAAGUCCAAUUACUGGGGAGCUGAAGUGUAAAUAAAAUUGUCCAGGUCACUGUC